UCAGGGAGGGGAGAAAAGGGGAGAGCAACAAGUGUGAUGGUUUUACACUGCUUUGCUUUGCUGACUUUUUAGUAAAGGAUUUUAGCGACGAAUUUCCCUCAUCUUAGCUUCUUUACAACCGAAGAAGAAGGACAUUACUUUUUAUUACACCGAUUUCCAUUUUGCGGGAACUUUCUUGGUUAACGGAUCAACAUGCCGCGGUCAUUUCUGGUGAAGAACAAAAGGUGCACGUCCUUUAAUGUUCACCGGUCAUAUGAAGACGAGCCGAAGGCCCCCUUACAAACAGAUGCCCCACCUGAGGCUCAUCAGAGCACAGACUCUGAAGACAGGCCUCAGUCGGAGGAGCAGUCUUCCCCUGCAGACCCCUGCUCCUUUGAGGAGGAGGUGAAGCUCGAAAGCCCCUUACCUGCUCACCCAGAGCCAACCAGACCCCCUGUGGCUCCCACUCAGCCAUACUACCUCAACGAGCCUCACAUGGCCGGAUUCCCUCCCUACUACAAGCCGCCGUACGCCUGGGAGCCGAUGCCCCCCUCCUAUAAGAUUCGGCAGAUGAGCUUCAGCCCCACGGUGCUGCAGCACGCCAGCAGCCUGUACGGGUCCCACAUCAGCCGAAGCCCCCAGCCCCAGCAGCCUCUGGACUGCAGCACGCACUACUCCCCCACCUCCAACACCUUCCACUGUCUCACCUGUGAAAAGGUGUUCUCAACGCCCCACGGACUGGAGGUUCACGUCAGGAGGUCGCACAGUGGAACGAGACCUUUCGGAUGCAGCAUCUGCAGGAAAACCUUCGGCCACGCCGUGAGCCUGGAGCAACACAUGAAUGUCCACUCCCAGGAAAAAAGCUUUGAGUGCAAAAUGUGCGGGAAAACCUUCAAGCGCUCCUCCACUCUGUCCACACACUUGCUCAUCCACUCGGACACGAGGCCGUACCCCUGCCAGUACUGCGGCAAGAGGUUCCACCAGAAGUCUGACAUGAAGAAACACACGUACAUUCACACCGGUGAAAAACCCCACAAAUGCCAAGUGUGUGGUAAAGCGUUCAGCCAAAGCUCCAACCUGAUCACACACAGUAGAAAACACACAGGCUUCAAACCAUUUGGGUGUGACAUUUGUUCAAAGGGCUUCCAGCGAAAGGUGGAUCUUCGCCGACAUCACGAGAGUCAGCACGGCCUGAAAUGAAAAGGAAAACAGUGUCUAUGUGUACAUUUCUAUUAAAUAAGCUGAUAUUGAUUCCUCAUUGAAGGCCAUUUAUAAUGAAGAAAUUGAGUGAUUGAUGAAAAUGUAUCUGUUAAUAUAUUAAGUGGUCAUUUAAAGAUGUGCUUACAUGAUGAGUGGGAGAUGUGUCAAUGCUAAAUAUACUUUUAUUUUUGAUUUCAUAUAAUUUAUUUAAAGUAUGCCUGAUCAAUGUGUGUGAGCUGUUCAAUGCUUUCAAUUGGAAUAAAAGGGUGAAAUGUCUGCCAA
This is a messenger RNA of Trematomus bernacchii (emerald rockcod), 1461 nucleotides long. It is a transcript of the gene gfi1b, whose product is annotated as growth factor independent 1B transcription repressor. Gene Ontology annotation, biological process: regulation of transcription by RNA polymerase II. Gene Ontology annotation, molecular function: RNA polymerase II cis-regulatory region sequence-specific DNA binding; DNA-binding transcription factor activity. Bases 193 to 1179 code for a protein of 328 amino acids. The transcript is spliced from 7 exons. Lineage: Eukaryota; Metazoa; Chordata; Actinopteri; Perciformes; Nototheniidae. The record is from RefSeq and is a predicted model, not a curated record.